UGAAAAACCGUAGAAGUACAAGUCAGCUGCGCCACAUCGUGGAAGAUUGCUUGUUGCAGUUGGAAAGGAUUUCUUGUCCAGUAAUUACUCAUCGUGUCAGAGGGGCCGACAAGACAUUGAUGAGUGGUGAAGUCUUUUGGACAAAUGCAGCAGAUAUGCCGAACAACAUAGCAAAUAUUGUUUUGCAAGAUUUACGUGAGGUGUAGCUAAUAGUUUGGUUGUGAUGGAAGGGUUACAAGAUCCCCUGAUUAAUGAAAUAGACAAUAGCAACUCAUUGACCUGGGCUGAUCGAGUGAGUCCGAGUAUCCUCUAAAAGAAAUGGCCCAUAAUCUGAACCCGGAAAAUCCACCCGAAGCCGGCCCAUCAAGUCACAAAAACAGGCAAAAAUGAAAUAUGGCACUACAGAAACCUAGUCCAAGGAUCUAAGGAACUCUUGUUUGAAUCUCAUCCAUUCUCAAUCUUCAUUGCCCCCGAAGCUAUCAGUAAAUUAAUUUUCCUUUUGGGUUUUGCUUCUUUGGAUGGUCGAAUAAACGGUUCCAAUUUUGUUUUAUGGAAUUCUUAUUUGCAUUUGAAUGAAUGUAAAACAGGUGUUUUCAUAUACUUCUGAACCAUGUCUACCCCUUUGACGCCUUCCAAGAGACCACAUGAUAGGAACCCUUCAGAGACAAAUGGGAAAAGAAAGUUGCAAAAGUCAGGGCAAUCAAAAAUUUUGCCUGGUGGUAUUGUUUUUCGUGUACUAUGUCCUGCAUCUAAAACUGGUAGUGUCAUUGGUAAAGGUGGCACCAUCAUAUCACAAAUUCGUCAGGAAACUGGUGCAAAGGUCAAAGUUGAGGAAGUCGUCCCUGGUUGUGAUGAGAGAGUAGUUGUCAUCAUGGGUUCUGAAUCUUCUGAUAAAGAGGCUGGAGUGAGUAUCGAGCAGGGGAAGGAGGAUGGUGGUGAAGAGGCCAAUGCAGCCAAUCAGAGUGAUGAAGAAAAGGAAAAUGGUGAAAACAAUGAUGAUAAAAUUUCUGAUCCUGUGAAAGAUUUGAAAUCCGUAAAGGAAACUUCAUAUGUGCAGAAGGCCUUGUUACUUGUUUUUGAAAGAAUAAUUGAAGCAGAGCCAUAUUUAGGUGGAGUUGAUGAGGAAACUGUUAAGUCUUUCACGAUGGUUUUAAGGUUACUUGUUCUUUCUAGUCAAGUUGGCUGCCUUUUUGGCAAAGGUGGCAGUGUAAUUAAGCAAAUGUCUACUGAGAGUGGGGCACAGAUUCGAAUUCUUCCUAGAGACAAACUUCCUCCAUGUGCUACAGCUUCUGAUGAACUAGUUCAGAUCACGGGGGAGGUUGCUGCAGUUAGGAAAGCUCUUCAAUCCGUUUCUCAACAGCUUAUAGAAAAUCCACCUCGGGAUCAUGACUCUUCCCCUCUCAACCCAUCAGGGCAGUCAUCCCAUUCAUUUGGUCCUAGGCCUGAAGUCCACCCACCACCAAACCAUUCUUUUAGUUCUCAAGGACCACCUUUUGCUGCAGGGCCUCGGGACGUUGAUAUUCAUUCAGCUGUUCCGCCUCUUAUCCCUGGCAGAAUGAUGCCUUCUAUGGAAAUGCUAACAUUCCGGUUAUUGUGUCAUCAAGAAAGAGUAGGUGGUGUUAUUGGAAAGGGUGGAGCAAUAAUUAAGACUCUUCAGCAAGAGACAGGCUGCGAGAUCAAAGUUGUGGAAGGUAUUUCUGACUCGGAGGACCGCAUAAUUGUCAUAUCUGGUCCAGCGCACCCAGAUGAUAGGAUAUCAGCAGCACAAGAUGCAGUAUUCCGUGUGCAUACCAGGAUAAAUAGGGCUAUACCUGAUAGCAAGGACAAGACUUUGAUGGCCAGGCUUCUUGUAUCGUCAAAUCAAAUUGGUUGUCUCCUUGGCAAGGGUGGUGCCAUCAUAGCUGAAAUGAGGAAGUCGACUGGGGCUCAUAUUCGUAUAUUGGGAAAGGAUCAGGUUCCAAAGUGUGCUUCAGAAGGUGAAGAAGUUGUUCAGAUUAAUGGAGAACAUGACACUGUUUGUGAGGCUCUUUUGCAAAUAACAACUAGGCUGCGGCAUCAUUUCUUUCGUGAUGCAUUCCCUUCUAUUAACCAUCCUUCAAAUCCUGCCUUCCUGGAUCAAGGACCCCCAUUUCCUUCAUUUAUGGGAAGGAGGGAAUUUUCACCUCCAGGAUUAGGUCCAUUUCACCAUUUUGAUGCUUUUGGUGGCCCACCUCCACAUGGUGGUUUUCAUCCCCAUGAUGAUCCUCCUUUCAUGCGCAAUAUUCAUCGACCAGGCAUGCCUCCCCAUAUAACUGAAAGAAAACCAUGGGCCCCUCAGGGAUUUGUUGGCAUGCCAGAUUUUGCUGGACCUCCCCACCGAAGAAUUUCUGGUUUUGGAGGAGGAAGCCAACCAGCUAUUAUUACAAGCACCACCAUUGAAGUUGUUGUUCCUCGUUCUCUUGUUCCUACCAUAUAUGGAGAAGAUGGUGCAUGUUUGAAACAGAUACGUCAGAUUUCUGAUGCAAAAAUUACAAUUACUGACCCCAAGCCAGCGGCAACAGAAACAGUGAUUAUAAUAUCUGGAACACCUGAACAAACCCAUGCAGCCCAGUCUCUAAUUCAGGCUUUUGUGAUGAGUGAGACAGAAUCGUCGUGAACUAAAUUAAGAUUGCCAGGGAUUCUGAUUUCACAGUUUUGUGAGUAAUGCCGAAACUUUUUUAAACUACCUAGGGAUUGAUGUCAUACUUUGUAGAUUUAUUAGUUCCUUCUGUAAAGCAUACCUCUUUAAUCUCACAUGAGGAAUUACACUAGUGAUCGAUUUGUACUUCAGGUUUUAAAAGUUAAGAAGGAAACUAUUUUGACUUACAUAAACAUUUGGAUUGAAUGAGGCUUCAAUAGACUGGAAGGAAACUAUUUUGACUUACAUAAACAUUUGGAUUGAAUGAGGCUUCAAUAGACUGUGAUACGUAAAUACAUUUUAGGCACAUCAUCAAACAUGGUCGCUUGUUUUGUUA
Molecule: messenger RNA, 2993 nt
Organism: Theobroma umbraticum
Lineage: Eukaryota; Viridiplantae; Streptophyta; Magnoliopsida; Malvales; Malvaceae
Source: RefSeq, a predicted model, not a curated record